Molecule: messenger RNA, 2512 nt
Organism: Micromonas commoda
Lineage: Eukaryota; Viridiplantae; Chlorophyta; Mamiellophyceae; Mamiellales; Mamiellaceae
Exons: 1
Coding region: 1-2214 (737 amino acids)
Source: RefSeq, a predicted model, not a curated record
AUGUCCCUCGCCAUUUCUUCCACCACCGCGCUCAAGGGUGUGAGGCUUUCGAUGACCCGCGGCGCGCGGGGCACCGUCGCCUCACGCCGCGUCGCGGUCAGGGUGAACGCCGUCUCCGCCGACCGCGGCAGCGAUUCGAAGAUCCAAGUCGGCGUCCGCCACUCCAUGCGAGUCACCCGCCUCCGCGACAUCGUGGAGGUCUCUCCCGACCUCUGGGGUCCCACGGAGAGCUCUGCGGUCCCCAGCAAGAAGGCCAGGCGCGGCGACGGCCUGACGCAGGCGACCAUCUUCAAGGAGCUCCUGCUCGCGUCCAAGCACUUUCGCCUCUACUCGCAGAAGAUCCACGGCGACGGCGACGUCUACGGCGUUCGCUUCCUCAUGGGUUCGCCCCGCAUGGAAGGCCUGGACGACGUGUUCCGCGUCACCCGGUGCGUCGCAGAGCGCGACGAAGGCCUCAUGAAUCUCGUGCCCGACUCGUCCGGCAUGAUGGUGGCUGAGAUCAUGUUCCCGCUGGCCAUGCCCCUGGACAACACCAUCGAGGAUCUCAGCUCCUUGGUCCGCGCGAUCGAGACCCAGAUCAUCGAAGAAUCCACCGUGUGCCUCAUGGAGAAGGGCAGCGACGACCGCUCCGUCUUCCACGGCGAGCGCCGCCUCAACAAGUACUUCACCGGCAUGUACGCCCGCGCUCCCGACCUUCUCCACCGCGGCACCUGCACCUCCUCUUCCCCGACCCCGGGCGCGCUCGAGGCGUCCAAGGAGAUGCUUCACCGCCUCUGGGAGGGCGAGGAGUCCGCCGACGUCGUUCUCAUCGACGAAGUCCGCGCCAGGGUCGAGGAACUCUUCUGCGGCGGCAACGGCCGGGCGGUUGUUCACCCCUCGGGCACCGACGCCGAGACGAUGCCCUUGCUCCAGGCGGUGCUCGCGUCCCGCGCCCUCGCGCGCCGCGUCCCCGAGUUGGACCGCCCGGUGGAUUUCCGCGACGGCGCCCAGCGCGGUAACGUCAUCUCCCUCGUGGCGUGCGCCGGCGAGGUUGGCUCCGGCACCACCGAGGCUGCGGAGGGUCGAUUCUUCUCCAAGGCUGUGCCCCUCGGCGGCAACCGCGUCGACAUGGGCCAGGAGCUCCCCGCGCUCCACGACCUCGCGGCCAUGGAGUCCGUCGAGCUCGUCGCCCGCGGCGGCGACACCGACGUCGGCCGCGGCAAGGCUGACUACGACGCCAUCGUCGAGGCCAAGGCUCGCGAGGCUCUCGCGUCGGACCCCGCCGCCGUCGUGGUGCUUCACACCGUCGCCGGUUCCAAGACGGGCCUCGUCAUGCCCUCCCCAGCCGUGGCCGAUACCCUCGUCGCCGAGUUUGGCGAGCGCGUCGUGUCCGUCCUGGACGCGUGCCAGAUGAGGCACCACCCGAACCUCAUCCCGAGGUGGCUGAACGAUCAGGGUCCCAUCCUGAUGACGUCGUCCAAGUUUUUCGGCGGUCCCUCGUUUGGUAGCGCGGUUUUCUUCCCCCACCGCGCGGUCGAAACCAUGAACGACCAACUCGGGGAGGAGUCCCCCGCCACCGUCGCGGCCAUCGCGGAGGCGUGCGCCAGCUACUUGACGCACCACGACAUCGGCGACGUCCUCCCCAAGCUCCACGACGCGAUGCCCCCGGGCUUUUGCAACAGCGGCGUGCUGCUCAGGUGGGCCGCGGGCCUGCACGAGAUGGAGACGCUCAACGACGCCACCGAGGCCAACGGCGGCAUCGCCAACACCGAGAAGCACGUCCGCGCGUGGGUUCACGCCAUGCGCGAGGAGGCGCAGAAGUUUUCCCCGCACCUCGAGUACGUCCCAGCCGUCGACUACGAGGGCGACUGGCAGCUCGGCGGCGUCAACACCAUCAUCGCCGUGCGCCUCCGCAGCGGACCCGACGAGGACUUUUUCAGCACCGCGGACCUCAAGAAGGUUUACGCGCUCAUGACCGCCGACCUCACGGAGUUCAUCUCCCCGGAGUCUACCAUGGCUGAGCGCCGCGUGGCGUCCCAGAAGUGCCUCACCGGGCAGCCCGUCGACAUCCCCGGCGGGUCUGUGCUGCGAACCGUGCUCGGCGCGGCGCAGCUCAAAGACCUGGUCAGCGGCAAACAGCCGCUCGACCAGAUGAUUGAGGACGAUCGUGUUCUCCUCAGCAAGCUGGCACUCAUCGCGAGGCAGUACGACUACCUCCUGAGCCACUCCCUCUAAACCUCACGAACUGAAAUGGUCAUCACGUGAAAUGUCACGAAAAACGGACACGGUUCGUCGACGGUGAGCGAAAAAUGUCAAUACGCUCGCGCCCGUGGGCUCGUCGCGUUAUCAGACGAGACCAACGGGUUGGAAAACUUGCCUGAGUAUUACCUGCCUGACGACAUUAUUAUCACAACAGCGUUGUUUGCAUGGUCGAGGACUGGAGUAGCCGCGGGGGCCUGCCAUGAUUUGCAUACUGUAAUCCGCUUCAUUCAUCUUGAUUGUAAUAUUACCUAACACUUACCACGAAACCUAC